CGGAGAAAAACAGAAGAGAGAAGGCAGAAGAAAAACAAAUACCGAAGAGAAAAGGAGAAGAUAGGCAGGAGGAGGAGAGCGCAUUCAAAACGUUAGGAAAUAUAAUCGGAGAGGGCAUUGUUCCCACCGGAACCCUAGCCGACGGCCUCCCUUGUCCAUGGCGUUCUCCUCCGCCGUCGCCGCUGCGGCGCCAAAAUCUUUCCGCCGACCGUGAAUUUCCUCUCCUCGAUUUUCCCGCCGCCGGAAAUGGCUCCGGCGCCGGCGGAGAACCUCGUGUUGGUGUCGGAUAGGGAGCCUCACCCGCUAGAUCUCUCCAUUUGUUUCUUUCUAACUAACUAACUGACUGACUGACUGACGAAUCUGUUUGGAAGAUCGUAACUAACCGCGGAGAGGUCGUUACCGGCUGCCGUGCUUCGUCGGCGCCGGCGGCGAUGGCGAAGGGAGGGCAAUGCUUCCUCGAGAAGCUUCGCAGGUGCGUUCGGACGGUUUUCUUCGUGGUGGCGCUGGUGGCGUCGCUGGCGGUGACGUCGCUGCCGGUGCUGGUCGCGGUGGUCGACGUGUUGGUGCCCUGCGUUUUGAUCUCGAACUUCACUUGCGUCAAGUGUUACAGCAUCAAGGAGCAUUUUCGCCGUUACGCUUUCAAGAGUUCCUUGACGGAUAUUCCUCUCGUUUCCGUCAUAAGAUCCAUUAUCAUUCUUUGUGUUUAUUCCGUUUGUGAUGGUCCUGCUCUCUCACACGGUCCUUACCUUGGAACUGUGACUCUGUGUUCCUUUCUUUCUAUUGUUGUGCUCUCGGUCAAAGCUUGUGUUUUCACUGUAAAUUCCCAUAUUGAAGCGGAGGCUUCGGUUUCCCUCAGGAAGCAGAGACUCCAUUUGAAGAAGCCAUGGGGAAUGCCUGUCUUGUUUCUUUCAUCAGUUGUGUUUGCCCUUGGCCAUACUGUCGUUGCUUAUAGAACCAGCUGCAGAGCACGCAGAAAACUCUUGUUUCAUCGAGUUGACCCUGAAGCUGUCCUAUCUUGCAAAAAUGUUUUCUCUGGCUAUCCAAAGGUCCCACGCUCUCCAACUCCUUCUGCUGGGAGAACCCCCAAAAGUGACUGCGAGAUGAGGAGGAGACCUCUUGGGACAGCUCGUGAUGAAGAGCUGCUCGUCAGAUUACUUGCAAACUCAGACAGCUUAUUCAUUACAUGCCAAGGACUUACACUCCAUUACAAGCUUAGCUUGCCUGGUUCACCGCCACAUACAUUAUCUUCAACAUCCUGCAUUGAGUCAAAUUCUAGUUGUAGCACUUCAUUAGUGGGUUCUGGGUUGGGUAAAUCUAAUAAGCAUUUGCUAAGUACAUCUCCAAAUAUCCAGCCACCAUUAUACAGGAGCUAUAGCAAUCAAUUCCAUGGUUCAUCUCUACAUGUUCCUCUGUUGGAUGGUCCUACAACCUCUAUUAUUUCUGAAGAUAUCCCUGUUUUUCACCUAGAUGGUAUUUGUGAAGAAGAUGAAACUAGUAAAUUGAAUUUUCAAUCUACGGAGCAAGAUUUAGAGAGUAUUGGCCAAUUAGGCAUUGUGUUAAUACAUGGGUUUGGUGGAGGAGUCUUCUCUUGGAGGCAUGUGAUGGGAUCUCUAGCUCGGCAGAGUAAUUGCACAGUUGCUGCAUUUGAUAGGCCUGGUUGGGGAUUAAGUUCAAGGCCUCGUAGGGAGGACUGGGAGGAAAAAGAGUUGUCUAAUCCUUAUAAGCUAGAAAGUCAGGUUGACCUGCUUUUAUCAUUCUGUUCUGAGAUUGGUUUUUCUUCUGUUGUGCUAAUUGGUCAUGAUGAUGGAGGGUUGCUUGCCCUGAUGGCCGCACAAAGAAUUCAAACAUCAAUGAAUUAUUUCAAUGUUAAUGUGAAAGGGGUUGUAUUGCUAAAUGCUAGCUUAUCGAGGGAAGUGGUUCCAUCCUUUGCAAGAAUCCUGCUGCAUACCUCACUUGGAAAGAAGCAUUUGGUUCGCCCUUUACUAAGAACAGAAAUUUCCCAAGUGGUUAAUCGGCGUGCUUGGUAUGAUUCUUCCAAAAUGACACAAGAAGUUUUGGCUCUCUAUAAGGCUCCACUAUCUGUUGAAGGAUGGGAUGAGGCACUUCACGAGAUUGGUAAACUGUCAUCUGAAACCAUCCUUUCAGCUAAAAACGCAGAAUCAUUGUUACAAGCUACGGGAGACAUUCCCGUGUUAGUCAUUGCAGGUGCUGAAGAUUCCCUUGUCUCUUUGAAAUCUUGUCAAGCCAUGGCCUCAAAACUUGUCAAUUCUAGAUUGGUUGCCAUAUCUGGAUGUGGCCAUUUACCCCAUGAAGAGUGUCCGAAGGCAUUACUUGCAGCUAUAUCACCCUUCAUCAGUAGACUCCUGUCUGCAUCUGAUUCGCAAAGCCAAUAAGUUCAUUUCUUUUAUAGCUGAUUAUACAUGGGGUUCUUAUCUAUUGUAAGGGGCCACCAUCUUUCCUUUUUCCAUCUUUGUUUUGGUUUCUUUAUUAGCAAUAUUUUUACUUCAAGAGAAAGAGACUAAAGUUAAUCUCUUCUCUGGGGUGUUUUUGACGUGCUAGUUUUAGGGCUUUUAACCGGUCUGUAUCUUCGUCUUUUCUCUCUUUUUAAGCUGUCGAUAUAAUGAUCCGUUUCAUCUGCUUGUUAUUUUUCCCACUUGAAGAAAGUGGAGAGACAACAUACCUUUACCUUUGUAAAUUCAUAAUCAGAUUCAGAAUGAAUAUAGUUUAGCAUGUAUUUUUUUCUGUUCA
Molecule: messenger RNA, 2748 nt
Organism: Cajanus cajan (pigeon pea)
Lineage: Eukaryota; Viridiplantae; Streptophyta; Magnoliopsida; Fabales; Fabaceae
Molecular function (GO): catalytic activity
Source: RefSeq, a predicted model, not a curated record